AUGAAGCUAAUCUCGCUGAACUGCAUUAUGAUCCUGGUGGUUCUUUGCUGCCUGGAUGAGUCAAAUUCCCAGAACAGCACCUCGUCUAGUUCGCCAAGCUCGAGCACCAGCAACAGUGGAAACGCCAAGAAUGUGGUAGUCUCCAAUUUGAAGUACACGGCUGUCAGGAGGAUCCGGGUCGGCAGCAGCACCUCCAGCACUGCGACCACCCGGAGUGCCUCAGUGCGCAACAAGAACCUGAGGGCCAAGCGGGCACAGGCCAAGCGUACCCAGGCCAAGCGUAGUAAGGCUAGGCGCUCCAAGGCUCUGAACGGCCGCAGGACCAGAGGCUAA
Messenger RNA from Drosophila persimilis, 333 nucleotides. RefSeq lists its product as uncharacterized. The transcript has a single exon. The record is from RefSeq and is a predicted model, not a curated record. Bases 1 to 333 code for a protein of 110 amino acids. Lineage: Eukaryota; Metazoa; Arthropoda; Insecta; Diptera; Drosophilidae.